Messenger RNA from Ilyonectria robusta, 2516 nucleotides. RefSeq names its product fungal-specific transcription factor domain-containing protein. The record is from RefSeq and is a predicted model, not a curated record. Gene Ontology annotation, biological process: DNA-templated transcription. The transcript is spliced from 5 exons. Lineage: Eukaryota; Fungi; Ascomycota; Sordariomycetes; Hypocreales; Nectriaceae. Gene Ontology annotation, cellular component: nucleus. Gene Ontology annotation, molecular function: zinc ion binding; DNA binding; DNA-binding transcription factor activity, RNA polymerase II-specific. The coding region runs from base 106 to 2100 and encodes 664 amino acids.
CGGCAAACUCCAUCGGCCAACUUCGCGUCGGCGAAACUUGCGACGCGGGUUCUCCGAAUUCUCGGUCAACUCCUUCACGUUGUCAUCGAAUCAACGGCUGCUGGCAUGGAGCCCGGGACUGAGCCACCUGCUCAAGCAGGCAAUUCGUCGCGAAAGUACACCAUCAGAAGCAACUUUGGCCAGUCGAGAACGCCUCGAAGCCGCAAGAACCGCCCGUGCGAUGCGUGCCGCCGCCGCAAGACGGCCUGCGUCAUCCCCAACAAACCCCCUUGUCUCUUCUGCAGUAGCAGAGGCUUGGUCUGUCGGUCAUCGGCUGCUGAUGCGGCUCCAGACCCUCACGUCACGACUCCAAAGGCAUCGCCUCUCUCCAAUGGCCCCGAGAGUUCGGAGGCUGGCCCUUCUCCCGCUAGCACAGAUCGCCAGAGCGUGUACGAGGGCUCUGUCUCAUCUACGAUAGUCAGUGAUGGUCUCGUGCGCCAGCCGGUUCUCGUGGACAUAGAUGCCGCGGCAUCGUUCGCCUUGUCCGCUCUGGAUCCGCCUGAGACUGAUGUGCACACAUUGGAAGACAUGGAAGACAGAACGUCGCAUUCGAUGGGGCUGGCUGGCGAGCAAGACACGUACUUUCUCGACUCAUUCAGAUCGGUGCUUCUGAGCGAGCAGGACGAGAUUGAUGCCAACUUCACCCAGGUCUAUGACGGCAGCUCGCAGCCGCAUCAUCAUCCGGUCCAUUUUCUGAUGCUCCUCAACGGAUUCCCCGACCACACGAAUCUCGCGAUGCAGGAGGCUUCGGAUGCCAUUGAGAGCCGUGUAUGGCCUCAUGGUCCGGCUCUAGUACGCCUGUACUUUAAACACGUUCAUCCGGCGUAUCCGGUCGUCUCCAAGGUCCGUUUCCUGCGUCAGUACGCCGCGGCCAAGCUGGAGAUUCCAGCUUCACUUCGCGGCGCCGUGUAUGCGUUGGCCUGUGCGUUCUGGCAUCGCGAUCCAUCGCUCGAGGGACCAUGUCCCUUCCAGCAACAUGAAAUUCUCAAACAUUGCCAUAUAAGUCUCCGACGAGAGCUCGAGGCGCCCAAUCUGUUCAAGCUGCAGGCGUGUCUACUGCUGCCGCAUAUCAUACCUCCAGAUAUUGACAGCGUCGAAACACCAAGCACUUGGAUAAUGGCAUGUCAAGCUACUGCAUGUGCUCAAAUGAUUGGUCUCCAUCAGGAUCCUGGAUCAUGGAGCAUAGCAGCCUGGGAGAAAAGGAUACGGAAGAAGCUGUGGUGGGCUACGUACGCCAAUGAUUGCUGGUCCUCCGUGUGCCACGGCAACCCGCCGCACAUUGGCUGCGACACGUUCGACACGACGCCUCCGACCUUGGAUGACCUCCGUUUCGACGAAGAUGUGCCUGAAGAAUUGCACUACUUGGUGGAUCCUGAAAACACCAGCUUUCGAAUAUCUGACGGGGCUCGGUUCUUGGAGAUGGUCAACAUCGCCCGGAACUUGCGAGCAAUUCUAGACUGCAGCUUCCAAGUGAAGAGGAACAUGAGUAACCCACAAUCUCGACCCCAGCUUACGGCAUUGCGUGAAACGCUCAAAGACUGGCCAAGUCUUAUCCCGCAGUGUUUGAUAGUUGAAAAGGACACCCGUCACAAUGGCCCUCUCCAUCUGUCAUUCCACGCUACCCAAGUUCUCUUGUUCCGCGGUCUUAUGUAUCCAGCAACGAAAGAAGCAAAGGCCACUCCCGGUUCAAACCUGCGGCAGUGGCUCACCGUAGCACUCGCACAGUUCAAAGUGUUUACCACUUUUAUGAGAGACAUCACUGAAGAGGAGUUGACCGGUUUCUGGGUCCGCCACGCCCGAUCUCAGCUCAUUCUCUGCGGCAACUUUCUCAUCUACUUAUUUCUGCUGGCAUCCGAACCACACGAUGUUGAAGCAGCUUAUCAGCUGUUGGAGAAGUUUCACCAAUCGUUGCAGCGUCUAGGGGGCACGAAAGAUAUCAGUGCAAGAUUACUUCUGCGACCCGCCAUGCUACGGAUCGACUCAUUCUUUAUCCAAGCCACUGAGCUCAUAAAGCAGGGGCGCAGUGGAGUUGGGGAGUCUCCCGCCGUUAGUGUGCAAUAGAAUAUGUGCUUGAAUUAGUCAACUUUGUCACAAUCGUGACACAAUUUCGUGAACAAACGUAGUAGAUAGUGCAUAUGAGGGGUUAACAGCACGAUUAGCAGCACGAUACCGGAGGACUGUCCUGAUGUAGUCAAAUGAGUGCAUCACAAGGUCAGAUAUUGGCAGGCUAGGUCAUUCUGCUGAAGGAGUAUAACAUGUGAUGAAUAUCGGCAAACCCAAUCUCUACUUGAUCAUCGAACAGAUCGGCCAAGAGUUUAUCUCUCGUGCAAUCACAACGACAAUCGUAAGGGGUUUGCCGAUGUCGCCGUCGUUCGGGGAACUAUCGGCUAGUAGGAGCCGGUCCCACCAGUAACUAAGGCUUGGCUUACACCAUCAUCAUCCUCUAGCUCGUCCUACGCCGAGACCUUACUACCGCU